AGCCGGCAUGGAGCGGGCAGAGGCCUACGGCUUCUCGGGCACCAUGAGCGGCGCCUUCCUGCUGUCGUGCCUGCUCUUCGCGGCCGUCAGCCGCCGACAGCGCGGGCCCUACAUGGACGAGGUGUUCCACGUCCCGCAGGCGCAGGCCUAUUGCCACGGCCGCUUCCUGCAGUGGGACCCCAUGAUCACCACGCUGCCCGGCCUGUACCUGCUCUCCGUGGGAGUGGUGAAGCCCGCGGCGUGGUUCCUCGGCUGGACGGGAAGCGUGGUGUGCUCUGUGGGAAUGCUCAGGUUUAUCAACCUCCUCUUCAGUGCUGGGAACUUCUAUUUGCUGUAUUUGCUUCUGUUCAAGAUCCAUCAGAAGAAUAAGGCUGUGUCUGGUUUCCAGAGAAUCUUGUCUGCAUUAACUCUUGCAACUUUUCCCACCCUUUAUUUUUUUACAUUCCUUUAUUAUACGGAUCCAGGAUCAGUAUUUUUUACUCUCUUUUCCUAUUUAAUGUGCCUUUAUGGUAAUCAUAAAACUUCUGCUCUCCUUGGAUUUUGUGGCUUCAUGUUUCGUCAGACAAAUAUUGUGUGGACAGUUUUUUGUGCUGGAAAUGUUGUUGCAGAGAAGCUAAAUGAAGCCUGGAAGAUUGAGUUGCAGAAAAAGAAAGACGAAAAGAUUUCUUCCAGGAAAGGAUCAUUUUCAGAUUUGACCAGAAUACUGCAGUUUCUUGUUGAAUAUCUCUUGUCGCCUAAAAACUUAGUUACCCUUACUGCUUUAACUUGGCCAUACAUCAUAUUAGUUUCUCUCUUCUUUGUUUUUGUCUUCAUCAAUGGUGGAAUAGUUGUUGGUGAUAGAAGUAGUCAUGAGGCCUGUUUGCACUUUCCUCAGCUGUUCUAUUUUCUGUCCUUUACUGUUUUUUUUUCAUUCCCUCAUUUAUUGACCCCUGCUAAAAUCAGGAAAUUCCUUUUGUCAUUGCGAAAGCAUCCUGUGCAGUAUAGCCUAAUCACUGUCGUCUCUUUAUUCCUGGUCUGGAAAUUUACCUAUGUCCAUAAGUAUUUACUAGCAGAUAACAGACAUUAUACCUUUUAUGUCUGGAGAAAAGUAUUCCAAAGACACGAGCUUGUAAAGUACCUGUUGGUUCCAUUCUAUAUAUUUGCUGGCUGGAGUUUUGCUGAUACACUAAAAUCAAAAUCGAUAUUCUGGAUCUUAAUGUACUUUGUAUGUUUAUUAGCAGUCACAGUUCCUCAAAAAUUGCUAGAAUUUCGUUAUUUUAUUUUGCCAUUUUUAAUAUAUAGGCUCAAUACUCCAUUUUUGUCUCUAUAUAGACAACUUCUGGAGCUGGCUUUUUAUAUUUUAGUAAACGCUGUAACUUUUUAUCUUUUUCUAAGCAGAACAUUCCGAUGGGAAAAUAGUGAUGAAGUACAGAGGUUUAUGUGGUGACUUUUUUGAUAUUUUUAUACCUGUAGGAAAACACAGUUCUGUUUCAGGACUGGACUCUGGAAUGAAACAAUAUGUUUUGCAUCAUGUAAGAACUGUUUUCCCUAGCUGGAAUUGGGAAGUAAGCUCUUUGCUUAUAUUGUUGCAACCAAAUGCAAGAUCUGUUAUAAUGUGAAGGUACUCCCUCCAUUGAAUUUAUGAGAAUUUUAAAAUUCAGUAUGAGGGGAAAUGUGAGAACACCUUUCUGUAAUUAAUGUAAAAAUAAGGGAGAUGUUUACUGUAAUUUUUCAAUAUAAUAAAAUUCUACAUAACAUGCCCUUGAAGGUAUAACAGUUUAUAAGUAUGUUUCAGAGAUUUCUCUUUUACAAAAGAAGGAUUUCUGCCUGUUCAACCUUUUUGUUUAUUUAUCUGUGUGCAUAUUUAUUUCUCAGAUCAGACCAUUUCCUUCUAGGUUUACAAGUGGUCAGACUUGUACAAACCACUACUGAAGUACAAUGUUUUCAAAGCCUCCUAUGUCUCACUGAAUUUUCAUUACUUUUUUUUUGUCAGUAAAUGCUUACGUUAGUUUUGUAAGCAGAAUGUAGGCUCUUAAAUCAUUAGAGCAUUUUGAACAUUUUAUUUCAAACUGCUAUUUAGAAAACACAGCGGAUGCUAUGUGUGUGCACCUUUGGAGGAAUAAAUGUUACUGUACAAUAAAACAUAAAUGGCAGUUGAUAAUGUAACCUGUUAGAAAGGGAGUAGUUUACAGAUGUCAGACUGCAACGUGGAUUGCAGCCCUCUUAAAUAAUUGAACUUUUAUGCCCUGUGGUUCUAUGCUCACAGGUUUGUGCUGAAAUCGGCUCUGAGUGCACUCCUGAGUUGCACUGAAUAUUUCAAAGAUCUUUGAUGUGUAAUCUUCAAGAAGUACUAAUGGCAUUAUUGAACUAUUCUUUUAAAUAUUUUUCAUGUUUAAUGGAACGUGAGUGUAUAUAUUUUGUUUGAAAAAGGUAAAAUGCAAUGUAUACACACAUAUAUGUAUGUAUAUAUAUAUUUAAAAGCAUCUAGUGUGCAUUAUCAUCAGAGUAAAUGAAGGCUGUAAUGGUUGAAUCAAGAAAUCAAGAAAUACUUGAUUGCUAAUGUAUGUGGCAGAGGAGAGUGGUGUCCAAAACUUCAGGUAGUGUGUAGCUUUUUAAAUUCAUUAUUGUUCUGUAAUGACAGUACUUCAGCCAAAUCUGAGCAAACGUCAUAUUAUCACCACUCAAGUUACUCUGACAUGGAAUUGUUUCUCAAGAGGUCAGUACUGUUACUGUUUUCUUUUACAUGAAGAUCUGUUCCUGUCUCCAGUUCCUUCCCUGUACCAGUACUUUGAUGGGUGUGGUGAAUUCAGAUUCUGUUCAAUGCCUUUACAACCCCAUUUCUCCUGAGGAAACCCUCAAACCACUCACAGUGAGUAGGUGUGUGUGUAUUGAAUUUAAGAUAUUUGCCAGGUUGCUUUUUGCUUCAUGGUCUUUUGCCAGCCUGAUAACUUGUCAAUGUGUACCAUAGGGAAAGUCAUUUUCAGUCAGUCCCUAUUUGCUUCUUUAAGUUGAAGGGACAAGAGAAACCCAAAACUGAUUGCUUUUGAAGAAUCCAGUGUGUGGUUCUGGCAGAGUCCAGGAUGUUGUGUUGUGAUUUCAGUAUCACAGAUUUGGGAUGUGAAGUCUUGUGUGCCUUCUGCUUCCAAUUUUGUUUUUGUAUGUCAUGCCAAUAAAAUCAUAAGAUAAAGAGUAUUUGCCUGCACAAGUACAAGUUCAUUUGUGCCCUUAAAUACUGAGUUGGAAUGGUAACAUGGAAAGGCAUGGGGCUCUGUCUAGUAUUCCAAGUUGUAUCUUAAAUCUGAGUUUUUUUUCUGGUUUUAUGUAGGCUGUUUUAUGUUGAGGAGCAGGUUUUAAUUCCCUUGAGAAAAACAUUCCCUUGCAAAGAGUCCUGUGUAGUCCACAGGUGUGUUAUCCAGCACGUCUGUUUUUACUGGUUUCAAAUGCCAUCUGUGAUCAACUCUAUCGAGAGACUGUCCAUACUUCCUAUUUUUAACAGAAGUAGCAGAUGUGUUUCAAGUGAAAAGAGUUUAAAUAUGUACAAUUUUAAAACGUUUCUUUUUGUUGUGGAAAGUGAAUGCAAAGAGUCCACCAAAAUUUAGAGCACAAUAUCUUUCUACUGAGCUCUAUCACAGGAGAUGCUAGAAAAAUUACACAUAGAUGUGCCUGUAUCCUGUUGGGGCUGUUUAACCAGUACUAUGAAAUGGCAUAAUAUUUUAUAAUGGAAUUUAUCACUAUACUUACAGGUUUUAAUUUGAAAGUACAAUUAUGCUUAAUAUAUUUUGCUCAUUUGAAAGCAGGCUGAGUUGAUAAAAGUUUAUUUAAAGAAGGAAGUUGAUUAAUUAGAAAAGUAUGAAAGGAGAAUGUAUUUGUAGAAUAAAGCUAUGUUUUCACUUUUGCCUAUGAGCCUGAGGGUGUUUGCAGGUAAUAUUCAAUGAUAGCCAAGUCAAUCCGGAAAUCAGAGGGGUUAUAUUUCUAUCAGAAUUGGUCAUAAAGAAAGGUCUCCAAAUUCCAUCAGUAUUUCCUAGAACUUUGAUAAAUAGAAGUAGCACUGUUGAAAUCCAUUGAAAAAUGGAUUUGAGCAUUUUGCCCCUGAAAUAUUUCCACUGUAGUUGUAAUUUAUUAGCUGUUUUCCUUAAAGACAUGCAGAAGAGGCAGUAUUUAUCCUGCUUUAUGCUGGCAAGGUCUUCUAGAUUCAAUAGAACCAUAAUUGCUCACUUCAGGUCAGUUCUCAGCAGAUGUCAAUGGAAUUUUUUACAACAGCUUUAAAAUGUUAAUUUCUUGUAAAUUUUAUUAAUUAUCAAUCUAGAAUAAAAUCACAUAAAUUCCUUGAAGUAUUCAAGGUAAAACCAAAAAUAGCUUAGCUAACAUUUCUAUAAUGGCUGCUUUGAAAAAAAAAAGACUCAGUUCUAAUUUUUCUUUUAAAUAAGAUGUUUUUUCAGUAACUGUUGGAAUAAUAAAAAUAGCUCAUCAGUCACAGCAUGGCUGAAUUGUUUUGAAGUGGGGGAAGAAAUACAAAGGAAUAUUUUUUUUUCUUUUAGUUAAAAAUAUGUUGUUAUUCAUCAAGAUACGAAGUUUGAUAAUCCUUUAUGCUGUGAACUGCAUUUCCUGCUAUUUGUGAGCAUUCUAUAUUUCAUUCCUUUUAACUUUGACAACACAUGUUCUUGUUCAAAAUCAGCAAGAAUUUUAUAGCAUAAGUGAUGCUGGAAUAUCUUUUAUCUGUUAAUUUUCUGGAGGGUUGAUAAAUAAGAUGGAUUCCUUCUGUUAGAAAGUAAGGAAAAAGUAUUCUAUAGUGUCUGGGGGUAGCUGAAUUUUGUCCUGUUAAUGCAGCUCUGGUGUUUUUUGUUGUUCACAAGGUGGCAGUCCUGUGCUGUCUUGAGGUGACCAAGUGCUUAGUGCUUGGAAUCAUAAUGUAGUUUCAGCAACAUUCUGAUAAUUAGAAAACUUCCAAGUUCUUUAAUGGCUGGUUGCUUGUUUUAGUAACUGGUUUAGCUAUAAUAUCCUUGUUAAUUUUAAAUACAUACAGUAUAUUAAGUUUUACUAGGACAAGUUUUGUUUAUCUGUAAAGAAUCUUUCCAGCUUUUUUUUCUGUUUGUGAAAUUUUCGUGUCUGCUCUAAGAGAACAAAAUGAACCUUGAAAUCCUACUGUUGCAAAGAUGUCAUUUCUAGCAGAUUAGCAGAUGUACUUUGGGUGUUUUAAAUUUCACAGUAUUCUUACUUUCUUUGCAUAUUCAUUCUAUUUGUUUCUGUCUAAGAAGAAAAAAAUCCUGAAAGACAAAUUGAGAAAAGCAGAGUAACCAUGCUUUUGAGACUGACACAUGGUGAUUUUCUAAAAUAUUCACUCUUAUUUGGGUGAUGCACAUACAAACUAUAAAUGCUCAAGUGUCUGUUGGCCCCACAGUAGUCAAUAUACUGCCUUUUAAAUGCAUCAUCUGGUUUUCAUUUAAUGAAAAAUUGUUAACCCCAGUCCCUGAAAAUUCUUCUAAUUAUCUUAAACUUUGUCUAUAUUCAGCAUCCUUAUUUUUUUUCUCCUGAAAAACUUUGCUCUUCUUGCUUAUCCCUUAUUAGAUAAGACAUGCUUUUUAUUUUCAGUUCAAUGACAUUUUUCUGUCACCUGAGGCAUGUUUUAUAUAAAAACAUCCUUCUUAAAAGUAUGCUUUAGAUAGAUGCAGAUAAUUGAUUUUGCUAACAUCCUUUUGCAGACAAAAAGGAUCUCUAAGACAGAAAUGCUCAUCUACCUAGCCAUAUGUAGUUAAAAUGUCCUUAAUUUGCCAGUUUUUCUGCUUGAUCUCAGAAUAUGCUCAGGACCUCACGCUGUAACUUCAGCUUCAUGGGUAUUUGGGAUACAAGGAGCAGGAAGCAAGAAGAAAAAUAUUUCUGCAGCUCAUUGUCAUUGCAGUGCUGCUGUAGCUGGGAGUGUGCAAGGCUGCUGGGAGCAGGAGUGAGUGGGCACCACUGAAUUUAGCAGAGCACUGUGGCUGGCUAAAGUACAUGGUGAUAGGGGAGAGCUGCUUGCCAUACACGAGUGGGAAUGUCUUCUCCAGCUGCAAGGAGAAUCUGCUUGUUGCUAGAGCUGGUUGGAUCUCUGGGAGAAUGAUCUGCUGAAAUCUGAUGAACUGGUUUGUUGGAAGAUGUUUUAGCUGUGCAUCUGUAAAUAAAAAACUGUUCUUGCUGUGUUCAGGAAA
Parus major (Great Tit) is the source of this 6161-nucleotide messenger RNA. It is a transcript of the gene ALG10, whose product is annotated as ALG10 alpha-1,2-glucosyltransferase. NCBI's taxonomy places the organism in Eukaryota, Metazoa, Chordata, Aves, Passeriformes, Paridae. The coding region runs from base 8 to 1426 and encodes 472 amino acids. The record is from RefSeq and is a predicted model, not a curated record. Gene Ontology annotation, biological process: dolichol-linked oligosaccharide biosynthetic process; protein N-linked glycosylation. Gene Ontology annotation, cellular component: endoplasmic reticulum. Gene Ontology annotation, molecular function: dolichyl pyrophosphate Glc2Man9GlcNAc2 alpha-1,2-glucosyltransferase activity. The transcript is spliced from 3 exons.